Molecule: messenger RNA, 1143 nt
Organism: Haliotis rufescens (red abalone)
Lineage: Eukaryota; Metazoa; Mollusca; Gastropoda; Lepetellida; Haliotidae
Product: ubiquinol-cytochrome-c reductase complex assembly factor 1-like
Exons: 9
Coding region: 79-948 (289 amino acids)
Biological process (GO): mitochondrial respiratory chain complex III assembly
Cellular component (GO): mitochondrion
Source: RefSeq, a predicted model, not a curated record
GAGGAGCUUGCUACCGGGAGAAAUAAAUCGCCUUCACACAGAGGAGAGUUCCUACAUGUGAAAGUCGGUAUUAUAACGAUGAACAGUCUGAAGACGUUUUCGAAAGCGUUGGCCACAUGUCGACACCACUUCUUAAAGUUUUAUGUUCAAAGAGAGAUGAGCAGUGUCGUGGGAAGUUCUGGAAGAGUGCUGUAUGGAGUUCAACAGUUUGACACUGCACAGACAACAACGUCCCACCAUCCUGCAUGUCGAGUCCAGGUUCCAUCGGUGGGGUACACAUCUGUAGCUGUGAAGCAGCCCAGUUUGUGGGACAGAGCCAAGAAUCAGAUGGGCAUCACUGGCAGACUGAAGUAUCCUAAAGCGAAACUGAAGCUGUCAGGAUACAACAUGUACACCUGCUGUCAGGCUCAAGUGGACUUGGAACAAAUGUUUCGGGAUCUGAACCUGCCCGACACCUUCAACUCCUGGUUCCUGGUCACAGAGCUGCAUGUCUGGAUGUGUAUGGUGCGUCUAGCUGUACUGGACAAGGAGGGCCGUGUUGUACGGAACAGCUUGGUGGAGGCGAUGUGGGCCGACGUGGACAGGAGGAGCAAGCAGCUAGGGAAUGCAGCCUCGUUGACUGCACGGAAGGAGGGCAUCAAGGAUCUUGGAGGUGCUUUCUAUGCUGCUCUCUUCUCUUAUGACGAGGGUAUUCUGGGAGAUGACAGAGAGUUGGCGGGAGCUGUGUGGAGGAUUCUGUUUGAAAGGGAGCAGGACAAGGAAGCGCACCAGUUGGCCCUUAUGGUGGAGUACGUCAGGAAGCAGGUCCAUCACAUGGACCAGCAGGACUCAGACCUGAUGCUGCGGCGUGGCGUUGUCACCCUCCUCCCUCUCUAUGGGGACAAACUCAAUGUGGACGAGGUCAAUAGCAAGCUCCUGGCUAUAUACAGCAAGAAGAUGGUGUCUUGAUGCUUCAUCUGUCUGACUUUACUAAUCAUGUGGACAGCAUAGCUAUGAUUUGGAACACAGUCAUGUGUUGAGAGAUGGUGUUUCAGUGUGGAUGCUUUCCCAUCCUCGUUUCAGCAACUGGAUUGAUGCCUCACCAUGAACCUUUUUCGAACAGUUAUGCAAUAUUUCGUGAACAUUAAAUCAACAGUUCUUGGA